Molecule: messenger RNA, 2121 nt
Organism: Galendromus occidentalis (western predatory mite)
Lineage: Eukaryota; Metazoa; Arthropoda; Arachnida; Mesostigmata; Phytoseiidae
Product: sodium-dependent proline transporter
Exons: 13
Coding region: 1-2121 (706 amino acids)
Biological process (GO): nitrogen compound transport; amino acid import across plasma membrane; sodium ion transmembrane transport
Cellular component (GO): plasma membrane
Molecular function (GO): glycine transmembrane transporter activity; amino acid:sodium symporter activity
Source: RefSeq, a predicted model, not a curated record
AUGGAUCUUCCAGUGAUGUCGAAGGUUUGCGAAGUUCUUCGCUUGCUUUCCUUCAAAGCGAAGAAAUUUCCUCGAGCAAUCCUCAUCUCGCGACCAGGACGCGUCCAACCAGACCCCGUGGAGGAGCAAAUUGGAGAAAGGGAGGAGAAUGAGAGGAACUCGGGAUUUAUCAACAGGUCGUUCUCCAACGACGAAACAUACGAGUACAAAGGCGCCUCUCUAAACGAUUACCGGAACGAGAAGAGCGCAUCGAGCGUGCAUGAAGCGGUCGAUUCGAGGGAGGAGGCAAUUCCCUCCAGGGGGCAGUGGGCGAAUAAAACGGAGUUCAUCCUUUCAUGCAUCGGUCUCUCAGUAGGGAUUGGAAACAUUUGGAGAUUUCCAUUCCUGGCUUAUCAGAAUGGCGGAGGUGCAUUCCUUCUGCCGUAUGUCAUACUCAUGUUGCUCAUUGGCAAACCUCUCUACUAUCUCGAGCUCGCUCUCGGCCAGUUUACGUCGUCCAGCGUGCUCACUUUGUGGAAAUGCGCGCCUGCUUUCAAGGGUGUGGGAUAUGCCCAAUUGGUUACGGCCACUAUAGUGGCGAUAUAUUACAAUGUUAUAAUUGCAUACACUGUGUUCUAUAUGGCACAAAGUUUCCGCUCUGAGCUACCGUGGGCUUCCUGUGAAUCCUGGUGGGGAGCGGACAGCCAGUGCUACGUACGAAAGGAAGGCGUGGCGCGGUGCGAUGUCGAAAGGAAUCGCCUCGUGGAUCUGUUUGCCGCUCGAGGUCCGGUGGCUGCGGGUUUCACGAUCACCUCGUCCACGAAUAAGACGGCGGUCGUAGACCCGAUGCUCUACAACUCGGUCAUGAGAAAUUGCGCGAACGGUACUGAGACCGCCAGUCAACAAUUUUGGACCAAACACGUUCUAGGUCUGACGGAAAGCAUCGAUAACAUGGGAUCCAUACGGUGGGACUUGGCGAUUUGUCUUGCCUUUUGUUGGGUCCUCGUAUUCUUAUGUCUGAUGAAAGGCGUGAAAUCUACUGGAAAAGUUGUGUAUUUUACUGCAACCUUCCCGUACGUUGUUCUGCUCUGCCUACUCAUCCGCGGACUGACUCUCGACGGAGCUCGCGAAGGUGUGCUUUAUUUCCUUCUGCCCGAUUGGUCCAGAAUCACGGAGCUCCAGAUUUGGCGCAAAGCCGCAGAACAACUCUUCUAUUCCCUAAGUGUUGCGAACGGUGCCAUCAUAAUGUUCGGCAGCUACAAUGAGUUCCGUAACCCUGUACACAAGGACGCGUUUUUUAUUUCUACCAUGGAUUUCCUGACGUCGCUCAUCGGGGGUAUCGUGAUUUUUUCUAUUCUGGGAAAUAUGUCUCACGAGCUCGGAAUUCCUAUCGAUGAGGUAGCAACGCAAGGUCAAGGUCUCGCAUUCGUAGCGUACCCCGAAGCACUCAGUCGUCUUGUUUGGCCCCAGCUCUGGUCCUUCCUGUUUUUCUUCAUGCUGUUUCUACUAGGUCUCGACAGCGAGUUCGCCAUGAUAGAAACGCUGCUGACGUCGAUAUACGACGAAAAACCAGAGCUGCGGAAGCACAAAACGCUCCUCACGUUCGUGGUCUGCCUUGCGUGCUUCUUCUUGGGAAUUCCUUGCGUGAUGCAAGGAGGGCAAUACGUGUUCAACCUAAUGGAUACAUAUGGAGGAGGUUCCGCUGUCGUAUACAUCGCCAUAUUCGAGGUUAUUGCCAUAGCUUGGGUGUAUGGCUUGAAGAGGAUUUGCGGUGACUUCGAAUUCAUGCUGGGACACAAACAGUCUCGAUUCUGGAAGGUGUCGUGGGCAUUCUUCUCGCCCGUAAUUUUGAUAUUCCUCUUCUUGUACGGUCUCGCGACCCACGAACCUCUAUUAUAUGAUGAGAAAAUCGCCUACCCCGCAUGGGCGGAAGGAUUGGGCUGGAGCAUGGCGUUGAUGUCAAUGGUACAGGUACCCUUUUACCUCUUGUACGCUCUCUACAAGUACCGUCAUGAUGUACGCCUGGCUUUCCGACCGACAAAAGACUGGGGUCCCGGGAAUGCGGCAGAACGAGAGGCCUACGAUGAGAUUCUCCGCCAGCAGCGAUCUCCGCCGCUCGAAAUCGUCCCGAGAAAUCAUUAG